AUGAUAUGUAUAUUUCCUGGUCUAGUAUCUUCAAUAAACGAGCCUUAUAUAAUUAAUAUUUUAGCCAAAUGCUAUAAACAUGGGUAUGAAGUGUGUCUUUUAAAUGAUAGACUUUAUACUAAUAGAGAUAAUGGAAGAGGAGUUUCAUUUCCUAAAAAUAAACCUUUCACAUUUGUAGAUGACUAUAAAAAAAUUCUUGAAAUAAUUAAAGAUUAAUAUUAAGGUUACACUUUUUAUGCAAUUGGUCAUUCCUUUGGUGCUAAUACUUUGGCAAGAUACUUAGGAUUGUAUGCAAAUGAAAACAUCUUUUCAGCUGCCGUUUGUGUAUCAAAUCCUUGGGAUUUCUAUUUGGGAUAAAGGUAUUUAUCUAAAACAAUAGAUUAAUUUCUCCUAAAUAGUCGAAAAAAAAUUCUCAGAUAAUAUAAACAUAUUUUUAAAGAUUAAAAACCUAAUUACACUAAUUAUGAUUAUGACGAGCUGUUAUAAACUAAAAAUUGUAGAGAACUUGAUAACAAGUUUACCUCUAAGUUACUAGGAUAUAGGACAGCUGAUGAGUAUUAUAAAAAUAUAAGCAGCAUUCAUUACAUUGAUUAAAUAAAAAUACCAGUGCUCUUCAUACAAUCUAAGGAUGAUCCUAUAUUAAGUGAAAAUACUCUUCCAAUAGAUGAAGUGAAUAAUAAUAAGAAUUUAAUAAUGAUUGUAACAAAUACAGGUGGGCAUGUAGGAUGGUUUGAAGGUUUAUUUUAACCAAAAAGAUGGUAUCUAAAACCUACUUUAGAAUUUAUAGAUUAUUUAGAGCAAUUAAAUUGA
Molecule: messenger RNA, 810 nt
Organism: Tetrahymena thermophila SB210
Lineage: Eukaryota; Ciliophora; Oligohymenophorea; Hymenostomatida; Tetrahymenidae
Product: alpha/beta fold hydrolase
Exons: 5
Molecular function (GO): monoacylglycerol lipase activity; short-chain carboxylesterase activity
Source: RefSeq, a predicted model, not a curated record